CCUAGGAACUCCAAACAGUUGAUUUCGAAAUGGCAACCGCUAUAGAACUGAGUCCCAGUGAGAUUCGCGGCCUGUGCCAGCGUUAUUUGCGCCAGGAUAUUCCUAAUUCGGAAACGGGAUUCGAUAUUACCAGUUAUCAACUAAGACCGACCUCGGAUGCUCCAGUUGGAUAUUUGGGUAGCCACUUUUACCUUCAGGUCACUUUGCAGCUGCACAACCCCAAGGAAACCAGGCAAUUGACAUUCUUUUCGAAGUCUGCACCUGAAAAUAAUGCUUCGCGGAUGGAAUAUCUGGAGAAUUUCGGAGUGUUCCAGAAAGAAAUCACUGUGUACCAGAACGUACUUCCAGAUCUUCACAAAGCCUGUGCCGAAGUGGCACCAAAGUGCUAUUAUGCAGAUAAGAAUUUGCUGGUCUUCGAGAACCUCGCAGAUCAGGGUUAUCGAAUGGGUGCCGGGCGCAAUGGUUUGCUAUCUUACGAACAGCUCCAUUGUUGCCUAAAGACCUUGGCCGCCCUGCAUGCUGGUUCUAUCAUACAGGAACAAAAAACGGGCAAAAAACUACCCGAAUCGCAACCAAAAUCGGUGGUGGAGAAUGCCUAUCCCAGUGAUCUGCCACCAGAACAUUUGCGCAUGGUGAACUUCCUAAAUGCUUGCGAAGUGCUUAAGGAGUUUAUCAAACUGAUACCCAAAUACCAGACAAAGUUGGACUAUAUUUUGGAGAAUUUCACCAAGAAGAUGUCUUAUAUUUUCGAGGCUGUCAAGACCUCAGAAGUGUAUACGAAUACCUUACUUCAUGGCGAUUUGUGGUCCAAUAAUAUUAUGUUCCAGUACGGCAAAUAUGGAGAAAUUCCUCAGCAAUGUCGCCUAGUGGACUUCCAAUUGGCGAGAUAUGCCCCACCUGCCCUCGAUGUGUUGACCGUGCUGACUAUACCCACCUCGAAGGCAUUCAGGGAUGCUCAUUUGAGCGAACUUCUAGCGGAAUAUUACCGCUUUAUGACCGAGUUCUUGAAACGAGCCAAUUUGGAUAUAGCUCGUCUUAUACCAGAACAAAGUUUUUACAAAUCCGUGGAGGAGUUCCGAAGCAUUGGCCUAAUUGAAAGCUGUUUGUUCUGCCACUUGGUUGUGCUUCCAGCUAGUUCCACCCAGAAAUUGACAGGUUCUUCGGAUGGCUUCAGCGACUUCUUCGGUAGCAAGCGCAUUGAGAUUUGUCUGGAGGCCUUCAACACAGAUGAGAUGUACAGAAAUCGGUUGGUGGACAUGAUCCAAGACUUUGUGGAUAAUUUCGUAUUAAAGGAGAAAAAGGAAUAGUGUAUAUCAACCUUAAAUAUUGUUAAAAUAAUAUUGUAAUUUUUUCUUAUUCAACAUAAUAAUUUUUAAAGAA
Drosophila suzukii is the source of this 1380-nucleotide messenger RNA. RefSeq lists its product as uncharacterized. Lineage: Eukaryota; Metazoa; Arthropoda; Insecta; Diptera; Drosophilidae. The record is from RefSeq and is a predicted model, not a curated record.